AAUUAGGGUUUUUGUUUUUGUUUUUGGCGGUCUCGGUGAAGAAGAUGGUGCUGUCGAACAAGAAGCUGAAGCAGAGGAUUCGACAAGAUUUGGUUAAAUCACUAUCUGUCUCUGUAGCCGAAACCAAUCCACAAUCUCAGUCUCUGAAAUUGCUCCUUGAUUCAUCUAGCCACAAACCCAGAUUGUCCAAGAGAGAGAAACGAAGAAAUUGCGAAACUUUCGCUAGAGAAGACGACGGAGUCACAGAGAAUGAAGUUGGGAUUGGUGGGUCAACGGAGAAAACUGAUACGAAGAUUAGAAAGAAGAGAAAGAGAGACGAUACUGUGGAGGUCGACGAAUUAGAAGGAGAUGAAGUAACUAAGGAAGAGGAAAAACCCCAGAAGAAGAAAAAGAAGAAGAAGAAGAAGAAGAAGAGAAAGGUAAACAAAACGCCAAAGAAGGCUGAGGAAGGAAAUGUAGAAGAGAAGGUUAAGGUAGAAGAGAUUCAAGUUAAUAAUACAGACAAUAAAGAGGAAGAUGGGGUUGUUCCUAAAAAGUUAUAUGUUGGGGGUAUUCCUUAUCAGAGUACAGAAGAUGAGAUUCGUAGCUACUUCAGAAGCUGUGGAGUCAUCACUAAAGUUGAUUGCAAGAUGCGUCCUGAGGAUGGUGCGUUCAGUGGUAUUGCCUUCAUCACUUUUGAAACUGAAGAUGGUGCAAAACGUGCUUUGGCUUUUGAUAGAGCUGCAAUGGGUGAUCGAUUUUUGACGAUCCAGCAAUAUGUGAAAACCACCACCCCUUUCGUUCCCAGAAGGAAAACAUCUUCUGGCUUCGCUCCAGAAAUGGUGGAUGGCUAUAACAGGGUAUACAUUGGGAAUUUAGCCUGGGACACAACAGAGCGUGACAUACGGAAACUCUUCUCUGACUGCGUAAUUAACUCUGUGCGGUUGGGUAAAAACAAAGAAACAGGGGAGUUUAAAGGGUACGCACAUGUGGAUUUCAAGGAUAGCGUGUCUGUGGCGAUCGCGCUGAAGCUGGAUCAGCAGGUUAUUUGCGGAAGACCUGUCAAGGUAUGUUGUGCACUUAAAGACAGACCAGCUGCAAAUAUUAGUACAGAUCAUACACCUGGUGAAACGAACAAUGUUGGUUCGUACAACAUGGAAGAGACUUAUGCUGCUGCUGAUCCAAUACCGGCUUUAGCUGGGGCUGACGAAGUUAAUGACGGAAACUACUUUACAACCACAGUUAGCAGCGGUAAGAUCAAAAAGAGGGUCUGUUAUGAAUGUGGAGAAAAGGGUCAUCUUUCUACAGCCUGUCCCAAAAAGCUCCAAAAUGCUGAUGAUCAGGCAAACUCAAAGCUGGGUCAAGAAACUGUUGAUGCUGGACCGGCUAUGCAAAGCUAUGCUCUUCAAAAGAAUAGUGGUGAUUCUUACUACAUGAAUGAGACAUACGCUGCGACAUAUGAAACUAAUAAUGGAUACUCAGCAUCCGCUGUUAGCACUGGUAAGAUCAAAAGGAGAAACUGUUUCGAGUGUGGCGAAAAGGGUCAUCUUUCUAAUGCUUGUCCCAAAAAGCAUCAAAAUGCUGAUGAUCAGGCAAACUCAAAGCUGGGUCAAGAGACUGUCGAUGCUGGACCGGCUAUGCAAAGCUAUGCUCUUCAAAAGAAUAUUGGUGAUUCUUACUACAUGAAUGAGACAUACGCUGCUACAAAUGAAACUAAUGAUGGAGGCUUAGCAUCCGCUGUUAGCACUACUGGUAAGGUCAAAAGGAGGAACUGUUAUGAGUGUGGAGAAAAGGGUCAUCUUUCUACUGCUUGUCCCAAAAAGCUUCAAAACACUGCUCACACAAACUCCCAGCUGGAACACCAGACUGUUGAGGCAGGACCGGUUCAGGUAACAAGCUAUAGUCUUCAAACGAAAACAAGAGACACUGAGAACAAUGGUGGUUCUUUCAUGGAUGAGACAUAUGCUACUGUUCCGAUAUCUGUUGAUGUGACGAAUGGAGCUAAUGAUGCAAGCUUAACAUCUGCAGUUAGCACUGGUAAGAUCAAAAAGAGAAACUGUUACGAGUGUGGAGAAAAAGGUCAUCUUUCUUCAGCUUGCCCUAAGAAGCUGCAAAAACAAGGCUGAUCCCACAAGUUCUACAAAGCCAGCUUCAACAUUGUAACAAAAUGUUUAAGCUUUUCCAUUUGAAUUUUACGUUUGAGGAAUAUGGAAAGGACGUGGACCACUUAGAAGAGUGGAGUUUUGGUCCUCUUUUAGAAACCAUAAAUUUAUAUUCUGUAUUGUCUUAUUAUCUUUCAUAGAAUGCUCUAAAAACCAAAAGUAUCAUAUCAGAUGAGUCAUCAGUUAAAUAUAUUGGUUUU
Molecule: messenger RNA, 2341 nt
Organism: Arabidopsis lyrata subsp. lyrata
Lineage: Eukaryota; Viridiplantae; Streptophyta; Magnoliopsida; Brassicales; Brassicaceae
Exons: 4
Coding region: 45-2105 (686 amino acids)
Molecular function (GO): zinc ion binding; RNA binding
Source: RefSeq, a predicted model, not a curated record